Molecule: messenger RNA, 15688 nt
Organism: Peromyscus californicus insignis
Lineage: Eukaryota; Metazoa; Chordata; Mammalia; Rodentia; Cricetidae
Gene: Zan
Product: zonadhesin
Cellular component (GO): membrane
Molecular function (GO): protein binding
Source: RefSeq, a predicted model, not a curated record
AUGGCUCCUCUAGUUUGGAUUCUGGUGCUGCUGGUGGGGGCUGCCUGGGGCGAGGACCAAGUAACUGCCUGGAGACAGAACUCUCUGGACCCAAAAGUGAUGGUGCGCACUUCGAGGGAGAGUUCCAUUGUCUCGAAGUGUGACUUUGAAGAUAAUUCCAGACCUCUCUGUGACUGGUCUCAAAUGUCUGCAGAUGAUGGGGACUGGGUUCGAACUACAGGGCCCUCCCGCACGGGCACUUCUGGCCCCCCAGGGGGCUACCCCAAUGGAGAGGGUUACUACCUGCACAUGGAUGCCAACAACUUCCCUCGGGGCGGGGUGGCACGUUUGCGCAGCCCUGACAUAUGGGAGCAAGGUCCACUCUGCAUCCGUUUCGCCUUCCACAUGUUUGGGCUGUCAUGGGGUGCCCAGCUCAGACUGCUGCUGCUCAGGGGCCGCAAGCACCCCCGGCCCAACGUGCUCUGGAAACACUUGAACACCCAGAGUCCCUCUUGGAUGCCCACCGCUGUCACUGUGCCAGCAGACCGUGAUAUACCAAGCUGGCUGAUGUUUGAGGGCAUGAGGGGAAACACCGCCUACCUGGACAUCUCUCUGGAUGGCCUCUCAAUCCGGCGGGGUACCUGCAACCAGAUCUGCAUGUCCCAGAUGUGCACCUUUGAUACUCUAAAUGAUCUCUGCGGAUGGAGCUGGGUCCCAACUGCCACCGGGGCUAAGUGGACCCAGAAGAAGGGCUCAUCGGGGGAGUUUGGUGUGGGGCCUGAUGAUGACUUCUCCAGCCCUGGUAGUGGCUACUACAUGCUCCUGGACUCCGCGAACGCAAGGCCAGGACAGAAAGCCGUACUUCUGAGUCCCCUCAGCCAUUCCAGCGGUUGUCUGACCCUGUCUUUCAGCUACAUCAUGCGCGGCCGGUCGCCCGGCGAAGGCCUUUUCGUCUAUGCUACAUUCUUGGGCAACAUCCGGAAACACACUCUCUUCUCAGGACACCCUGGACCCAGCUGGCAGACUGUGUCUGUCAAUUAUACAGGACAGGGACAGAUACAGUUCAUGGUGGUGGGUAUGUUUGGAGAGAUACCAGAGCCAGCGAUAGCUGUGGAUGCAAUCAGCAUUGCUCCCUGUGGGGAGAGCUUUCCUCAGUGCAGCUUUGAAGACGGAACUCAUCCUUUCUGUGACUGGAACCAUGUGCUUGGAGACCCCGGACACUGGAGCUGGGGAAGCAAAAGCGUACCCACCCCCAUCUCAGGGCCCCCAAGAGAGUUCCCAUAUGGAGGGGAUCAUUAUAUUUACUUCGAUUCAGUCAAGUUAUCCCAGGCAGGACAGUCUGCCAAGUUGGUGAGUCCACCCUUCUGUGCCCCUGGGGACGUCUGUGUGGAGUUUGCUUACCACAUGUAUGGCCUUGGAGAAGGGACCACACUCAAGCUCAUGUUGGGGAGUCCUGCGGGCAGUUCGCCUGUUUCCCUGUGGAGCCGUGUUGGAUCUCAGAGCACUAGCUGGGUGAACAGCUCUGUCACCAUCCCGAAGGGACAUCAGCAGCCCAUGCAGUUGUUUCUCGAGGCCACCCGGGGUACCAGCACUGCCUUUGUCGUAGCUGUGAAUUUUAUCUUCAUCACUCAUGGACCAUGUCGGGGUAAGAUGAAACUCGAGGGCCCAGCGUCUCCCACCCUCAUAUCGCAGCAGACAGAGAUUCUACCUACUGGUCCUUCUGAAAACAUUGUCCUUAUAGUCCCCACAGAAGCAACCCCUAUUUCCGUAGAAAUAUCCUCCACUCACACUGAAGAGACCAUCACCCCUACAGAAGUGGCCACUGUAACCGCAGAAGUGACCAGUGUCUCUCCUGAAGGGACCAGUGUCCUUCAGGAGAGCAUACCUACAGAAGUGACCAGUGUCUCUCCUGAAGGGACCAGUGUCCUUCAGGAAAGCAUACCUACAGAAGUGACCAGUGUCUCUCCUGAAGGGACCAGUGUCCUUCAGGAGAGCAUACCUACAGAAGUGACCAGUGUCUCUCCUGAAGGGACCAGUGUCCUUCAGGAAAGCAUACCUACAGAAGUGACCAGUGUCUCUCCUGAAGGGACCAGUGUCCUUCAGGAAAGCAUACCUACAGAAGUGACCAGUGUCUCUCCUGAAGGGACCAGUGUCCUUCAGGAAAGCAUACCUACAGAAGUGACCGCUGUCCCCACAGAAGUGACUGCUCUCACCACAGAAGGGACCACUGUCACUACAGAAGUGACCACUGUCUCUCCUGAAGGGUCCAUCAUCCCUACAGAAGUGACCACUGCCACCACAGAAGUGACUACUGCCACCACAGAGGUGACCACCCUCUCUCCUGAAGGGACCAUUAUUCCUACAGAAAUGAUCACUGUCUCUCCUGAAGAGACCACCACCUCUACAGAAGUGACCACUGUCUCUACUGAGGAGACCACCACCUCUACAGAAGUGACCACUGUCUCUCCUGAGGAGACCACCACCUCUACAGAAGUGACCACUGUCUCUCCUGAGGAGACCACCACCUCUACAGAAGUGACCACUGUCUCUGAGGAGACCACCACCUCUACAGAAGUGACCACUGUCUCUACUGAGGAGAGCACCACCUCUACAGAAGUGACCACUGUCUCUCCUGAGGAGACCACCACCUCUACAGAAGUGACCACUGUCUCUCCUGAGGAGACCACCACCUCUACAGAAGUGACCACUGUCUCACCUGAGGAGACCACCACCUCUACAGAAGUGACCACUGUUUCUCCUGAGGAGACCACCACCUCUACAGAAGUGACCACUGUUUCUCCUGAGGAGAGCACCACCCCUCCCGUAGGGAUCACUAUCUCCUCUGAAGAGACCACUGUUCUUACAGAGCAAUCUACUGUCCUCAUGCAAAUGCCUACAACAUGCAGACCACCCUGUCCAAGCCCUUCACAGGUUCCAGGUGUCUUGACAACCAGCAUGGCCACAGCUACAGGUAUGUCUGCCACAGGGAUGAUGAGCUGCCCUGCAAAUGCCCACCUUGAAUUGUGUGCAUGCCCUGCAUCCUGUGAGAGCCCCAAGCCCAGCUGCCAGUCCCCCUGCAGCCCUGGCUGUGUCUGCAAUCCUGGGUUUUUGUUUAGUAACAAUCAAUGCAUCAACGAGUCUGCUUGCAAUUGCUUCUACAACAACAAGUACUACCAGCCUGGGGAAGAAUGGUUCAGUCCCAACUGCACAGAGCGGUGCCGCUGCAUGCCCGGUAGCCGGAUGGAGUGCCAGAUCUCUCAGUGCGGGACACACACUGUCUGCCAGCUGCAGAAUGGCCAGUAUGAAUGCCAGCCCUAUGGCAGUGCUACCUGCCUGGUCUAUGGGGACCUUCAUUUUGUCACCUUUGAUGAGAGGGACAUCGACUUCACAGGGACAUGUACCUAUAUCUUGACCCAAAUCUGCGAGAACACCACAGAACCAUCCUUUAAGAUAACUGCAAGCACUGAGGAACGUGGAGUAGAAGGUGUAUCCUCCCUGGACAAAGUCUUCAUCACCCUGCCAGAGACUACCAUUACCAUGAUCAGGGACAGAUACACACUGAUUGCAGAACAAAGAGUCACCCUCCCAGUGAUACCUUCAAAUGGCAUCUUUGUGGGUCUAAGCGGGCGAUUUGUGGAGCUGAGGACAACAUUUGGUUUGCGUGUGAGAUGGGAUGGUGACAAGCAGCUUUUUGUGACUGUGCCCAGUACCUACUCAGGCAAACUCUGUGGUUUCUGUGGGAACUAUGACGGGGACAGCAGCAAUGAUUACCGGAAGCCGGAUGGCACAAUGACACAUGAUGAGGAUCAGCUGGGGAAGAGCUGGCAGGUAGAAGAGGAAGAGGACAAGAAUCUUGCUGACUGCUUGGGUUGGGUCUCUUCCAGGUGUCAGAACAAGAAGAGCCCCCCAUCGUGUGAUUCAGCCUUGGGGAGAACUAUGUCGGGGUCCAACUUAUGUGGCCAGCUUGUUGACCCAAAAGGAACCUUUGAGGCAUGCCUGCUCUAUAUGAAGGCCUCAUCCUUCUUGGAUAACUGUGUAACGGACAUGUGUAGCUUCCAGGGGCUCCAGCAGAUGCUCUGUGCUCAUAUGUCGGCCAUGACUGCCACCUGCCAAGAAGCCGGCUAUGCCGUGAAGCCCUGGAGGGGACCCGAGUUCUGCCCCUUGGACUGCCCUCAAAAUAGCAGGUACUCCCUGUGUGCCAAACCCUGCCCGGACACCUGCCAUCCUGGAUCUGCUCUCCAGCCCUGCCCAGAACAGUGUGUGGAAGCCUGCGAGUGUGACCCUGGCUUCAUCCUCAGUGGUUUUGAGUGUGUCCCUCGAUCGCAGUGUGGGUGCACCAAUGUUGAGGGACGCUACUUCAAGAUACAGGAGCAGUGGUUUAAUCCAGACUGCAAAGAGAUCUGCAUUUGUGAAGGCAACAACAGUAUUCGCUGCUGGCCCUGGAAGUGUAAGGCCCAGGAAGCCUGCAGCCAUAAGGAAGGCAUAUUAGGCUGUCAUGCCCAAGGUGAAGCCACCUGCAUUGCCUCUGGUGACCCCCACUACCUGACGUUUGAUGGAGCUUUGCAUCAUUUUAUGGGCACCUGCACUUACGUCCUGACCCGGCCUUGCUGGUCCAAUUCUCUAGACAACUUCGUUGUGAGUGCCACCAAUGAGAUCCGUGAUGGCAACUUGGAAGUCUCCAGUAUCAAAGCUGUCCAUGUGCAGGUCUUUGACCUCAAAAUCUCCCUAUUCAAAGGUCGAAGGGUCAUGCUGAACAACCAACGGGUGGCACUACCUGUGUGGCCUUUGAAAGGACGGGUGGCCAUUAGGUUGAGCGGCAUCUUUGUCCUGCUCUACACGAACUUUGGGCUUCAAGUUCGAUAUGAUGGAAACCACCUGGUGGAGGUGACAGUGCCUUCCUCGUACACCGGCUCACUCUGUGGGCUGUGUGGGAACUACAACAAUAACAGUUUGGAUGACAAUCUGCGUCCAGACGGGAAGCCUGCAGGCAACUCACUUCUGCUGGGAACUUCUUGGAAAAUACUUGAAGCCUCUGAUCCUGGCUGCUUUGUGGCGGGGGGCAAGUCUUCCAAUUGUGAAGAGAAUAACAUGGACGAGAGCUGGAGUAAAAACUGCUCCAUCUUGAUGAACCCUCUUGGGCCUUUCUCCAAUUGCCACGAGGCGGUGCCCCCGCAGGCCAGCUUCUCCAGUUGUGUGUAUGGCCAGUGUGGGACCAAAGGGGACACCCUGGCCCUGUGCCGCUCUCUGCAGGCCUACGCAUCCCUGUGUGCCCAAGCUGGCCAGGUGACUACCUGGCGCAACAGCACCUUCUGCCCUCUGAGGUGCCCACCCAUGAGCAGCUACAACCCAUGUGCCAACCCCUGCCCAGCCACCUGCCUCACCCUAAGCACCCCAAGAGACUGUCCAGACCUGCCCUGUGUCGAGGGCUGUGAAUGCCAGAAAGGCCACAUCCUGAGUGGAACCACCUGUGUGCCCCUCAGACAGUGUGGCUGCAGCGACCAGGACGGCUCCUACCACCUGUUGGGGGAGAGCUGGUACACAGAGAAGACCUGCACCACCCUCUGCACAUGCUCGGUCCACAGCAAUGUCACCUGCAGCAGCAUGGCCUGUGAGGCCAACCAAGUGUGCCUGCGCCAGGAUGGGCUGCUGCGCUGUGCUGCAGAGAUGGCAGAGUGUCACAUCUCGGAGGAUUCUCAGAUUGUGAGCUUCGAUGGCCAUAGCCAUCCUAUCCAAGACACAUGUACUUAUGUCAUGGUCAAAGUAUGCCACCCCAACAUGAACCUGCCUUUCUUCACGAUCAGUGCCAAGACCAGCAGGGACACCCACAGUAAAAUCAAGACUUUCAGUGUCUAUCAGCUAUACAUUGACAUCUUCAGCUUCCGAGUCAUUCUGCAGAGAGACCACUUAGUCCUGAUCAAUAACACGCCAGUCACCCUUCCUGCCACGACCCAGAUCCCGGGAGUCAGCAUCACGACCGAAGACGUCUAUACCAUUGUCACAAUUAAGGACGAAGUUCAAGUCAAAUUUGAGAGCAACAGUUUCUUAGAUAUCAAAAUUCCUGCAUCCUCUAAUGGAAAGGUCUGUGGGGUGUGCGGGAAUUUCAAUAGCGAAGAAGAGGAUGAACUCAUGACAUCCAGUGAUGAACUAGCUUAUGAUGAGGAGGAGUUCAUGGAGAGCUGGAAAGAUAAGGACAUCGACCCCAAUUGCCAGAACAUGGAAGAGCAGAGCCUCCAAGUGGAGCAGCAGGAGAUCAUGAAUGGAAAGUGCAAGGUCAUUGACUUCGAGAAAGCCCUGGCAUACUGCCAGGCCGCGCUCCAGAGUUCUGCCUGGGCCCAGUGUGCUGCCCGGGUACCCCUCAAGCCCUUCCUGCUGGGAUGUAUGAAAAACUUCUGUGAAUUCAAAGAGCUCUUCCGUGCCCUCUGUGAGGCUCUGCAGUCCUUCGAGGAUGCCUGUCAGAACCACGGGCUCAAGCCGCCCAUCUGGAGGAACAGCAGCUUCUGCGCUCUGGAAUGCCCAGCUCACAGUCACUAUACAAACUGCCUUCCCUCCUGUCCACCUUCCUGCUUGGACCCGGACAGCCGCUGUGAGGGCUCUGGCCAUAAAGUCCCUGCCACCUGCAGGGAGGGCUGCAUUUGUCAACCGGGCUACGUGCUGAACAAUGACAAGUGUGUGCUCAAAACUCAUUGUGGCUGCAAAGACGCCCAGGGUGUCUUCGUCCCGGCAGGCAAGACUUGGAUGUCCACAGGCUGUACCCAGAGCUGUACCUGUAUGAGAGGGGCCAUCAGGUGCCGGAGUUUCCAGUGUCCCUCAGGGACUCACUGCAAGGACAGCAAUGACGGCAGCAGUCACUGUGUCAAAAUCUCUUUCCAAUGCCCUGCCCAUAGCCAGUACACCACCUGCCUUCCCUCCUGUCUACCUUCCUGCUCGGACCCUGAUGCCCACUGUGAGGGCACCAUCACCAAAGUCCCCUCUACCUGCAAGAAGGGCUGCAUCUGUCAACCUGGCUUUGUGUUGGAUAAAGACAAGUGUGUGCUCAGAAUUGAGUGUGAUUGCCAAGACACCCAGGGUGUCUUCAUCCCGGCAGGCAAGACCUGGACUUCUAGGGGCUGCACCCAGAGCUGUACCUGCAUGGGAGGCGUCAUCCAGUGCCAGACUUUCCAGUGUUCCCCAGGGACCUACUGCAAGGACAGUGAUGAUGGCAGCAGUCACUGCGCCAAAAUCACUCUGCAGUGCCCAGCGCACAGCCAGUACACUGACUGCCUUCCCUCCUGUCCACCUUCCUGCCUGGACCCAGAAGGACACUGUGAGGGCACCAUCACCAAAGCCCCCUCUACCUGCGAGGAGGGCUGCACCUGCCAACAAGGCUAUGUGCUGCAUAAUGACAAGUGUGUACCCAGAAUUGAGUGUGGCUGCCAAGACACCGAGGGUGUCCUCAUCCCGGCGGACAAGACCUGGAUCAACAGAGGCUGUUCACAAACCUGUACCUGUGUGGGAGGAGUCAUCCACUGCAGGGAGUUCCAGUGUCCCUCCGGGACUUUCUGCAGCGACAUGGAGGACGGCAACAGUAACUGCACCAAAAUCACUCUGCAGUGCCCCGCCCACAGCCUAUUCACCAACUGCCUACCUUCCUGCCUGCCUUCCUGCUGGGACCCAGAAGGCCUCUGUAGUGGCACCAGCCAUAACGUCCCCUCCACCUGCAAAGAAGGCUGCGUCUGUCAACCUGGCUAUCUGCUAUAUAACGACAAGUGUGUGCUCAAAAUUCAGUGUGGCUGCAAAGAUGCCCAGGGUGUUCUCAUCUCAGCAGACAAGACCUGGAUCAACAGAGGCUGCACCCAGAGCUGUACCUGCUCAGGAGGGGACAUCCUGUGCAAGGAAUUCCAGUGUCCUCCAGAGACUUACUGCAAGGACACCGAGGAUGGCAACAGUAACUGUGCCAAAAUCACUCUGCAGUGCCCAGCCCACAGCUACUACACCAACUGCCUUCCCUCCUGUCCACCUUCCUGCUCGGACCCUGAUGGCCACUGUGAGGGCACCAUCACCAAAGUCCCCUCCACUUGCAAGGAAGGCUGCAUCUGUCAACCUGGCUUUGUGCUAUACAACGACAAGUGUAUACUCAGAAUUGAGUGUGGCUGCAAAGAUGCUCAGGGUGUUCUCAUUCCGGCAGAUAAGACCUGGAUCAACAGAGGCUGCACCCAGAGCUGUACCUGCAUGGGAGGGGUCAUCCAGUGCCAGAAUUUCCAGUGUCCCUCAGAGACUUACUGCAAGGACACCGAGGAUGGCAACAGUAACUGUGCCAAAAUCACUCUGCAGUGCCCCGCCCACAGCCGCUACACCAACUGCCUACCUUCUUGUCUGGCUUCCUGCUCGGACCCAGAAGGCCAGUGUAUGGGCUCCAGCACCACAGCCCCCUCCACCUGUAAGGAGGGCUGUGUCUGCCUAUCUGGCUUUGUGCUGCAUGAAGACAAGUGUGUGCUUAGAAUUCAGUGUGGCUGCAAAGAUGCCCAGGGUACUCUCAUCCGGGCAGACAAGACCUGGAUCAACAGAGGCUGCACCCAGAGCUGUACCUGCUCAGGAGGGGCCAUCCUGUGCAAGGAAUUCCAGUGUCCUCCAGAGACUUACUGCAAGGACAUGGAGGAUGGCAACAGUAACUGCACCAAAAUCACUCUGCAUUGCCCGGCCAACAGCUACUUCACCGCCUGCCUUCCCUCCUGUCAGCCUUCCUGCUCUAAUAUGAAUGGCCGCUGUGAGGGCCCCAGCACUAGAGCCCCCUCCACCUGCAAGGAGGGCUGUGCCUGUCAAUCUGGCUUUGUGCUGCAUGACGACAAGUGUGUACCCAGAAGUCAGUGUGGCUGCCAAGAUGCCCAGGGUGCUCUCAUCCCGGAAGGCAAGACCUGGGUCACCAGAGGCUGUGCUCAGAGUUGUGACUGCGUGGGAGGGGUCAUCCAGUGCAGGACUUUCCAGUGUCCCUCGGGGACCUACUGCAAGGACAGUGAGGACGGCGACAGUCGCUGCACCAAAAUCACUCUGCAGUGUCCGGCCCACAGCCGCUACACCAACUGCCUUCCCUCCUGUCCACCCACGUGCUUGGACCCAGAGGGACUCUGUGGGGGCACCAGCCCUAAAGUCCCCUCCACCUGCAAGGAGGGAUGUGUCUGUCGAGCUGGCUUUGUGCUACAUAAUGACAAGUGUAUGCUCAGAAUUCUGUGUAGCUGCAGAGAUGCCCAGGGUGUUAUCAUCCCGGCAGACAAGACCUGGCUCUCCAGAGGCUGUACCCAGAGCUGUACCUGUGUAGCAGGGACAAUCCACUGCAGGAAUAUGCAGUGUCCCUCAGGGACUUACUGCAAGAACAUGGCUGAUGGCAGCAGUAACUGCACCAAGAUCACUCUGCAGUGCCCGGCCCACAGCCAGUUCACGGACUGCCUUCCCUCCUGUCUACCUUCCUGCUCCAACCCGAAUGGUCACUGUGAGGACGUCAGCACCAAAGUCCCCUCCAGCUGCAAGGAGGGCUGUCUCUGCGACCACGGCUUUGUGCUCAAUGAGGACAAGUGUGUGCCUAGAAUUCAGUGUGGCUGCAAAGAUACCAAGGGUGACUUCAUUCCACCAGGCAAGACUUGGACCUCCAGAGGCUGCACCCAGAGCUGUGCCUGCGUGGAAGGUGACGUCCACUGCCAGAAUUUUCAGUGUCCCUCAGGGACUUACUGCAAGGACACCAGUGAUGACAGCAGUACUUGCACCAAGAUCACUCUGCAGUGCCCAGACCACACCCACUACACCAGCUGCCUUCCCUCCUGUCAGCCUUCCUGCUCGGACCCAGAAGGCCUCUGCAAAGGCACCAGCCUUAAAGUCCCCUUCACCUGUAAGGAGGGCUGUGUCUGCCAACCUGACUACGUGCUGCAUAAUGACAAGUGUGUUCUCAGAAGUCACUGUGACUGCAGAGAUGCCCGGGGUGUCCUCAUCCCGGCAGGCAAGACAUGGACCUCCACAGGCUGUACCCAGAGCUGUACCUGCAUGCAAGGGACUGUUCAGUGCCAGAAUUUCCAGUGUCCCUCAGAGACUUACUGCAAGGACAAUAAUGACGGCACCAGUAACUGUGUUAAAAUAACUCUGCAGUGCCCAACCCACAGCCUGUUCACUGACUGCCUACCCCCUUGUCUACCUACCUGCUUGGACCCAGAUGGCCUCUGUAAGGGAACCAGUCCCAAAGUCCCCUCCACUUGCAAGGAGGGCUGCAUCUGUCAAUCUGGCUAUGUGCUGCAGAAUGACAAGUGUAUACUCAGAACUCUGUGUGGCUGCAAAGAUGCCCAGGGUGCUCUUAUCCCAGAAGGCAAGACCUGGGUCUCCAAAGGCUGUACCCAGAGCUGUGCCUGCACAGGAGGGAGCAUCCACUGCCUGGAUUUCCAGUGUCCCCCAGGGACUCACUGCAAGAAUGACAAUGAUGGCAGCAGUCACUGUGAUGAAAUCCCUCUACAGUGUCCAGCCAACAGCAGCUUCACCGACUGCCUUCCCUCCUGCCCACCCUCUUGCUUGGACCCAGAGGGCCACUGUGGAGGCACCGGCCUCAAAGACCCCUCCACUUGCAAGGAAGGCUGCCUCUGCCACUCUGGCUUUGUGCUUGAUAACGACAAGUGUAUCCCCAGAAUUCACUGUGGCUGCAAAGGUGCCCAGGGUGCUCUCAUCCCGGCAGGCAAGACAUGGACUGCUAGAGGCUGUACCCAGAGCUGUACCUGCAUGGGAGGGGCUGUUCAGUGCCGACAUUUCCAGUGUCCCUCAGAGACUUACUGCAAGGACAGUAAUGACGGCACCAGUAACUGUGUUAAAAUAACUCUGCAGUGCCCGGCCCACAGCCACUACACCGACUGCCUUCCCUCCUGUCAGCCUUCCUGCUCGGACCCAGAUGCCCACUGUGAGGGCACCAGCCCUAAAGUCCCUUCUACCUGCAAGGAGGGCUGUGUCUGUCAACCGGGCUAUGUGCUGAGUAAUGACAAGUGUGUGCUCAAAACUGAGUGUGACUGCAAAGACACCCAGGGUCCUCUCAUUCCAGCAGGCAAGACCUGGAUCACCAGAGGCUGUACCCAGAGCUGUGCCUGCAUGGGAGGCACCAUCCACUGCCAGAAUUUCCAGUGUCCCCAAGGGACUUACUGCAAGGACAACAAUGAUGGCAGCAGUCACUGUGCAAAAAUAACUCUGCAGUGCCCAGACCACAGCCACUUCACUGACUGCCUUCCCUCCUGUCCACCUUCCUGUACUGAUCUGGAUGCCCACUGUGAGCACACCAGUCCCAAAGUCCCCUCCACCUGCAAGGAGGGCUGCCUCUGUCAACCUGGCUACUUCCUGAACAAUGACAAGUGUGUGCUCCGAAUUCACUGUGACUGCAAAGAUGUCCAUGGUAGCCUCAUUCCGGCAGGCAAGACCUGGACCUCCAAGGGCUGCACCCAGGACUGUGCCUGCACAGGAGGAGCUGUCCAGUGCAGGACUUUCCAGUGUCCCUCAGGGACCUUCUGCAAGGACAGCAGUGAUGGCAGCAGUCACUGUGUCAAAAUCAGUAAGGGGGCCACGGGGGAGGGGGAGGGUGUGCUCAUGGCUGGAGGGACCAGAGCUCUGCAGUGCCCGGCCCACAGCCAGUUCACCAGCUGCCUUCCCUCCUGUCCACCUUCCUGUUCCAUUCUGGAUGGCCACUGUGAGGAAAACAGCUCCAAAGUCCCCGCAACCUGUAAGGAGGGCUGCCUCUGUCAGCCUGGCUACUUGUUGAAUAAUGACAAGUGUGUGCUCCGAAUCCAGUGCAGCUGCAAAGAUGUCCACGGUGGCCUCAUUUCCGCAGGCAAGACCUGGAUCACCAGAGGCUGCACGGAGAGCUGUAACUGCAUGGGAGGGACCAUCCAGUGCAGGACUUUCCAGUGUUCCCCAGGGACCUACUGCAAGGACAGCAGUGAUGGCAGCAGUCACUGUGUCAAAAUCACUCUGCAGUGUCCUGCCCACAGCCGCUACACAAACUGCCUUCCCCCAUGUCCACCUUCCUGUACCGAUCUGGAUGGCCGCUGUGAGGGCACCAGCCCCCAAGGCCCCUCCACCUGCAAGGAGGGCUGCCUCUGCCAACCUGGCUACGUGGUAAAUGAUGGCAAGUGUGUGCUCCAGAUUCACUGUGGCUGCAAAGAUGCCCAGGGAGCUCUUGUUCCGGCAGGCGAGACCUGGGUCUCCAGUGGCUGCACCCAGAGCUGUACCUGCGUGGGAGGGGCUAUCCAAUGUCGAAGCUUCAACUGCCCCCCAGGGACUCAGUGUCAGGAUGGCCGGGAUGGCCACGUUAACUGCACCAAAAUACCUCUGCAGUGCCCCGCCCACAGCCGCUACACCAACUGCCUACCUUCUUGUAUACCUUCCUGCUCGGACCCAGAAGGCCUCUGUGGGGGCACCAGUCCAAGAGUCCCCUCCACCUGUAAGGAGGGUUGUAUCUGUCGAGCUGGCUUUGUGCUACAUAAUGACAAGUGUGUGCUCAGAAUUCUGUGUGGUUGCAAAGACGCCCAGGGUGCUCUUAUCCCGGCAGAGAAGACCUGGCUCUCCAAAGGCUGUACCCAGAACUGUACCUGUGUGGCAGGAAACAUUCAUUGCCGGAAUAUCCAGUGUCCCUUGGGGACUCACUGCAAGGACGAUAGUGAUGGCAGUAGUCACUGUGUCAAAGUUGCUCUGAAAUGCCCAACCCACAGCUACUACACCAACUGCCUUCCUUCCUGUAUCCCAUCCUGCUCCAACCUGAAUGAGCACUGUGAGGUCCCCAGUGUCUCAGGCCCCUCCACCUGCAAAGAAGGCUGCCUCUGUCAGUCUGGCUUUGUGCUCAAUAAGGACAAGUGUGUACUCAGAAUUCAGUGUGGCUGCAAAGACUCUCAGGGUGCCCCCAUUCCGGCAGGCAAGACCUGGAUUGCCACAGGCUGUUCCCAGAAAUGUACCUGCGAGGGAGGACUUGUUCAGUGCCAUGAGUUCGAGUGCCCCUCAGGGACUCAGUGCCAGGACAUCGAGGAUGGCAGCAGUGACUGUGCCGAAAUCACCCCUCCAUGCCCGGCCCACAGCCACUUCACCGACUGCCUGCCCUCCUGUCUGCCUUCCUGCUUGGAUCCUGAUGGGCACUGUGAGGGCACCAGCCCCAAAGUCCCUGCCGUCUGCAAGUCAGGCUGCCUCUGUCAACCUGGCUAUGUGCUGAAUAACGACAAGUGUAUCCCCAGAAUUGCGUGUGGCUGCAAAGAUCCCCAGGGCACUCUCAUUCCAGAAAGCAAGACGUGGAUCUCCAGUGGGUGUACCCAGAGCUGUAACUGCAGGGGAGGGACUGUUCAGUGUCAGGACUUCAAAUGCCCAGCAGGGACCCAUUGCCAGCACAGUGUAGACGGCAGCAGUCACUGUGCCAGCGACGCUCUGAAAUGCCCGGCCCACAGCCUCUACACCGCCUGCCUUCCGUCCUGUCUACCUUCCUGCUCGGACCCAGAGGGCCUCUGCGAUGGCUCCAGCACCAAGGUCCCCUCCUCCUGCAGGGAGGGCUGUGUCUGCCGAUCUGGCUAUGUGCUGCAUGAAGACAAGUGUGUGCUUAGAAUUCACUGUGCCUGCAAAGUCUCCCAUGGUAGCCUCAUCCAGACCGGCCAGACAUGGAUCUCCACUCACUGUACUCAGAUUUGUGCAUGCAAGGGAGGACUCUUUCAGUGCCAAAAGUUCCAGUGCCCCUCGGGGACCCAGUGCGAAAAAUAUGAAGAUGGCAGCAGUAACUGUGUCUCCAACACUCUGAAGUGCCCAGACAAUAGCCUCUACACCACCUGCCUUCCCCCCUGUCUACCUUCCUGCUCCAACCCGAAUGGGCACUGUGAGGGCAUUAGCACCAAAGUCGCCCCCACCUGCAAGGAAGGCUGUGUCUGUCGACCUGGCUACCUGCUCAAUAAGGACACAUGUGUGCAUAGAGACCAAUGUGGCUGCAAGGAUGUCAAGGGUGACCUCAUCCCGGCAGGCAAGGCCUGGAUCUCUAGUGGCUGCACCCAGAGCUGUGCCUGCGUGAGUGGGGACAUUCAGUGCCGGGACUUCAGCUGCCCGUCGGGGACCCACUGCCAGCACAAUGAAGAUGGCAGUAGUAGCUGUGCAGCCAACAAAUUGGAAAAGUGUACCAUCUUUGGGGACCCCUAUUACCACACUUUUGAUGGCUUGAGCUACCGCUUCCUGGGUCGGAUGAACUACUACCUCAUCAAGACAGUGGACAAGCUCCCAGAGGGGGUGGAGCACCUGGUCAUAGAGGGGCGCAACAAAGUGACCUCCACAGAGAGUCCAACUUUGCACGAAGUGACCACCAUCGUCUAUGGCUAUAAAAUCCAGCUCCAAGAAGGGCUGCUAGUUUUGGUCAACAAUCAAAAGGUGUCGGUCCCCUACAAUCCAAACAACCACCUGCAGAUCAUCUUGCGGGCACAGCGGCUGUUUCUCAUCACUGACUUUGAAAUGGUGGUGGACUUCGACGGAGAGCACAAUGCAGUGAUCUCCUUGCCUACCAUGUACCAUGGGCUGGUUCGGGGCCUGUGUGGAAACUAUGACAAGGACCGAGACAACGACUUCAUGUUGCCCAAUGGAAUGCUCACCUCAAACCUCAAUGCCUUUGGCGACAGUUGGGAGGUGAAGGUGGAUACCCUCUUCCGAUUGCCAAGGGCCCUGCCAGAAGAAGUCGGAGGAGAGGAAGAGCCUGACCUUCUGCUCUCCGAGUGCAGCCCAGAGCAGACAGCGCUCAUCAGCAGCACCCAGGCCUGCAGAGUGCUGGUGGACCCCCAGGGCCCCUUUGCUGCCUGUCACCAGAUUAUAGCCCCAGAGCCCUUCGAGCAGCACUGUAUGUCUGACAUGUGCGCUGGAUGGAAAACCAAAGAAGAAGAGGAACUUCGCUGCCGGGUCCUCAGUGGAUAUGCCAUCAUUUGCCAGGAGGCCGGUGCCAACAUGACUGGCUGGCGGGACCAGACACACUGUGCCAUGACAUGCCCUGCCAAUACUGUGUACCAGCACUGUAUGACACCCUGCCCAGCAUCCUGUGCCAAAUUUGUGACCCCCAAGGUCUGUGAAGGCCCCUGUGUGGAGGGCUGUGCCAGUAUCCCAGGCUACAUCUACAGUGAUACCCAGAGCCUCCCAGUGACACACUGCGGCUGCACUGCCAGUGGCAUCUAUUACAAGCUGGGUGACAGCUUUGUAACUGACAACUGCUCCCAGCAUUGCACCUGUGCAAGCCAGGGGACCCUGCUGUGUGAGCCCUAUGGCUGCAGAGCUGGAGAGUCCUGCACUGUGGCCAACUUUACUCGAGGCUGCUUCCGGGAUAGCCCGUGUCUACAGAACCCCUGUCACAACGAUGGCCGGUGUCAGGAGCAGGGGGCCACCUUCAUCUGCCACUGUGACCCUGGUUAUGGAGGAGUAUUGUGCACGGAACCUCGGGAUAUCCCAUCCAGAAAAAAGCUAGAAUCCUCCAGCUUAGCGGCCACCCUGCCAGGAGUGUUUGUGGUGGUGUUAGUCCCUGUCUUACUGCCCGGAAUGUGUGUUUACAUGAAGGCGAGAACUGCCAUGGCGAGGAGUGGGGAGAAACUGUUGAGACGAGGGAGACAUAGGCCGGAGGACACAGAUGUUCCAGAGCCUGCCUUCAAAACCACCGAGUUCUGACUUAUCCUCAAACAAACAGAUAAAAAUAUUUAUUUUUUUAAAUACUUUUUUUUACAUUUGA